Molecule: messenger RNA, 4385 nt
Organism: Chinchilla lanigera (long-tailed chinchilla)
Lineage: Eukaryota; Metazoa; Chordata; Mammalia; Rodentia; Chinchillidae
Gene: Ikzf1
Product: IKAROS family zinc finger 1 (Ikaros)
Exons: 9
Coding region: 166-1764 (532 amino acids)
Biological process (GO): regulation of transcription by RNA polymerase II
Cellular component (GO): nucleus
Molecular function (GO): RNA polymerase II cis-regulatory region sequence-specific DNA binding; DNA-binding transcription factor activity, RNA polymerase II-specific
Source: RefSeq, a predicted model, not a curated record
CAGCUUCCCUCCUUUGCAUAUACGGGCGACACCGGGGCCCACCUUCCUCUGUGCCCAGGGGAAGGCGAAGACGCAGGCAGCGGGACCCCUGAGGAGCAGGAGCCCACGGGAGCCCACACCCCACCACCCAGGGUCACUCGCUCGCUCGCAGGUAACCUGAGGACAAUGGAUGCGGAUGAGGGUCAAGACAUGUCCCAAGUCUCAGGGAAGGACAGUCCUCCCAUCAGCGACACUCCAGAUGAUGGCGAUGAGCCCAUGCCUGUCCCCGAGGACCUUUCCACCAGCUCUGGGGGACAACAGAACUCCAAGGGUGACAGAGGAGUGGUUACAUAUGGGGCUGAUGGCUUUAGGGAUUUUCAUGCACUAAUUCCCAAAGCUUUCUCUCCCAGUAAUGUUAAAGUAGAGACUCAGAGUGAUGAAGAGAAUGGGCGUGGCUGUGAAGUGAAUGGGGAAGAAUGUGCGGAGGAUUUACGAAUGCUUGAUGCCUCGGGAGAGAAAAUGAAUGGCUCUCACAGGGACCAAGGCAGCGCGGCUUUGUCGGGACUUGGAGGCAUUCGACUUCCUAACGGGAAACUCAAGUGUGAUAUCUGUGGGAUUAUCUGCAUCGGGCCCAAUGUGCUCAUGGUUCACAAGAGGAGCCACACUGGAGAGCGACCCUUCCAGUGCAAUCAGUGCGGGGCCUCCUUCACCCAGAAAGGGAACCUGCUGCGACACAUCAAGCUGCACUCCGGGGAGAAGCCCUUCAAGUGCCACCUCUGCAACUACGCCUGCCGCCGGAGGGACGCCCUCACCGGCCACCUGCGGACGCACUCGGUUGGUAAACCUCACAAAUGUGGAUAUUGUGGCCGAAGCUAUAAACAGCGAAGCUCUUUAGAGGAACAUAAAGAGCGUUGCCACAACUACUUGGAAAGCAUGGGCCUUCCAGGCACGCUGUACCCAGUCAUUAAAGAAGAAACUAAUCACAGUGAGAUGGCAGAAGACCUGUGCAAGAUAGGAUCAGAGAGAUCCCUCGUGCUGGACAGAAUAGCAAGUAACGUCGCCAAACGUAAGAGCUCUAUGCCUCAGAAAUUUCUUGGGGACAAGUGCCUGUCCGACCUGCCCUAUGACAGCAGCGGCAGCUAUGAGAAGGAGAACGAGAUGAUGACAUCACACGUGAUGGACCAGGCCAUCAACAACGCCAUCAACUACCUGGGGGCUGAGUCCCUGCGGCCCCUGGUGCAGACACCCCCCGGGGGCUCCGAGGUGGUGCCCGUCAUCAGCCCGCUGUACCCGCUGCACAAGCCCGGGCCCGAGGGUCCCCCGCGGCCGCCACCCUCGGCGCAGGACAGCGCGGUGGAGAACUUGCUGCUGCUGUCCAAGGCCAAGUGCGCCUCCUCGGAGCGCGACGCGUCCCCGAGCAACAGCUGCCAAGACUCCACGGACACGGAGAGCAACACGGAGGAGCAGCGGGGCGGCCUCAUCUACCUGAGCAGCCACCUGGGCCCCCACGCCCGCAACGGGCUGAUGCUCAAGGAGGAGCAGCGCGCCUACGAGGGCGCGCACGACGCCUUCCGUGUGCUCAGCACGAGCGGCGAGCAGGUCAAGGCCUACAGGUGCGAACACUGCCGCGUGCUCUUCCUCGACCACGUCAUGUACACCAUCCACAUGGGCUGCCACGGCUUCCGCGACCCCUUCGAGUGCAACAUGUGCGGCUACCACAGCCAGGACAGGUACGAGUUCUCCUCGCACAUCACGCGCGGCGAGCACCGCUUCCCCAUGAGCUAAAGCACCCGCCUGCCGCCUGCGCGCCCUCUCGCCCGCCUCCUGCCGCCCCCACCCACCAGGCGUGUGUCUGUACAUGGCUUCCAUCCCCUUUUGAACUUGGUUGGUUGAGGUUAGUUGACUUGCUUGGAGAUGCAGGAUUUCCUUGUCUGUAGACGCAGCGUCGCAUUGGAUGCACCCAGGACUUCCCUCUCGCUGGAAGUUUCCAUAGACUCCUAGCUGAAAUCCCCUCACCCGUGAUCCCUAGCUUCCCCUUCUCCAAAGUGAGCCUGGAUUUUCCCAGAGAAUUCAGUAAUACAAGGCAGAGCCUGGGGAGGAGUGAGCUGGUCCCAGAGCAGCGGGCACGGCCCCCGAGGUGCGGUGUCUCCCCCCCCGAGGUGCGGUGUCUCUGGCAGCCCAGCAGAAGAGCCACACGCCAGUCUGAAGCUGCAGAGGGAGCGCCGGCGGCCUGCACCCCGCACCACAGCCCGGGCCACCUGCAUCUGGGCCCGAAAGCUGCCCUUUGGAAGAGAUCCUACUAAGCCAUCCCUGCACAGGAAGAUAAACUGUUUGGGACAAGUGUUGUUGGGCCACGGGGGAAGGGAGGGGGACCGAGCCUCGUAGACCCCGUCUCCCAGUCUCCAGGCACCUCAGGGUUUCCUGGGUGGCAUGGAACCUCCUGAGGCUGCGGUGAGGGGACAGGCCCGGUGGUCCUGGAGACAAAUGCAGGAGCCCUGUUUCUGCUUCCUCAUUCUCUGUCCCAUGAAGCCCCGAAGUCUGUCACUACAUUCUGACCAUCAGCCAGCCUUUGCUCUCUCUGGACCUCUCAAUUUCAGUCAACUCCCUGUGAAACCAAAGCUUCCCUCCAGGUCCACACUCCAUUUUCUGUGUCUCUGCUCUCCUCCACCUGGUUCUGCCCAAGACCAGAGCCCAUGGUCCUGCGGCAGGCCAGCCCCGCCCCUCCCUCGGGACCUUGGCAGGGCCCGGGUCCAAGCGCUGCCCCCGCUCCCGUCCCACUCUCCUGCCUGCUGCUGUAGUUCGGGAACGUGUAGGGGUGACAUCAGGUGAGCACACACUGUAGGAUCAAAGGGAGGCAGCGACCCAGCACUGCAGCUGCUAAUACACAGAACUCCCCCAUUUGAAGCUAGAUGGUGAAGGAGUCAGAAACUCCCGGCCAGACGGAGCAGUGUGCGUGCCACAGAGAAAUGGGAAGUGCAGGCGCUGGGGCCCUUAUCCCCGUGGGGCGACCGCUUGACUCGUCCAGGCCCCAGAGAGGGACGCCCACCUGGUCGCACAAGGCUGCUGGGCCGGAGGGCAGCACCCAGCUACAACAGGGGAAAGUUGCCAUGUCUCCCGCCUCAAGAGUAAUCCUGUCAUUGAGGUCAUUACUUCCCACCACCUUGGUGAAAGAGAGCCUCUGGUUCUAAAUGCUUACAGUUCUGGCCUUCACCCGAACUGUCCAAAGUGAACACAGGUUGCAGAGGGGAAGCUGUGAAAGCACCUCCACGUUAGUGUCAACCAGGGUUCUCUGUGUCAGGCGUGAGGGCAGGUGGCCCCUUCCUGGGGGUCCCUCCUGGGUAUGGUAGGGCACGUAGGAGCACCCUUGGUCACUACCCAAAAUGUCUCCCCAGGGGGCAAACUCUCCGUGAGCUCAGGGAAUUAAUUCUAAGCCCGCUGGAGGUCUGGGAAGCUCCCCAAAGACAGAAAGCACUCGAAGACCUUUCCCGUCAGCAGGCUCCAGCCCAACCUGCGCUCCGGGGUUAGGGUCGUAAGGCCUGCGCUCGAGGUUCUCCCUUCACUGUUCGCAGAUACACAUCACGGCGCUUGAGCUGUGCUGAAGGGGGCAGAGGCCACGAGGGUGCCGUUCUCCAGUCCUGGCUUUCUCGGCUUCCAGGACGGUGUGGCAUUCUGAACCUGGAAAUAAAGUUGUAGCUGUAAUGAUGUGUCUCUGCCGCACAGUAUUUGAGUGAAGGAAGAGAUGGAGGAACGGAGGCGGAGGAUCGCUGGGCUCUGCUCAGUCACAGAACAGCGGCAGCACUCCCGGAUCGCAGAUCUCCGAGCGCGCGGACUCCGCCUCCCCUGGCCCCUGGGCACUUGGCUAACGGAUCGUUUUUCCAGGGGUAUUCAACAAAGCUUCACCCGGAGCUGUAAAUAGUGUCAGCAGGAGCUCUCAUUAGAAUGCUGUGUCCCUUCCUCUAACUUCUCUUUCUCUCCCUCUCUUUCUCUCUCCCUUUCAUGUCCUGGUAUUGGACCAAGGCCUUUGCAAUGAAUUACAUCCUCACUGUUCUUUUUAACUUUUUUUUUUUUUUUUUUACUUCUGAGACAGGGUCUCACUGAGUUGCCUAGGCUGGGCUCAAACUUGUCAUCCUCCUGCCUCAGCCUCCCAGACUGCUGAGAUUACAAGCGUGCACCACCAUGCCCAGCUCACUGCCUUUUAUAGCCAAUAUAAAUGUCUAUUUGCACACCUUUUGUUGUGGUUUUAUAUUGUAACAGCAUUUUGGAGGGGGGGAACUACUGUAUUUAAAGUAAGGUUUCAUAUUAUGUCAACAGUAAUUAAAUUAUGUUUGAAAAGUGCCCAUAUUCUGUACCAAAAGUCACCGGUUUUUCUUCUAGCUGGUAAAAGUAGAAUUUUGCAUGACCUCUCA